CUGGGAAUAAAUUAAGAUGUUUAUUGUAAAACUCGCAAAUAUCUUUUUCAAAUACUCAUUUAUAAAUCCCAACAAGGACUCAACGAGCUUUGGCAUUACAUAAGAUGAAAUUUUCUAUAACUAAAUCCCGAAAACAAACUUUAAAUAGAAAAAAAUUAUUAAAAAUUGUAAGGAAAUGAUUCUGAGUAAGCCGCUAUGUUAUAACGGUUUCACAACAAAACUGGCCAAUCAAACAAGAAGCUUGCUAAGCAAUCAGCCAAUCAGCGCAGUACCGCUGUUAUUCGAACUUAGCACCAGAAUGAGAUUCAUAUCAUAAAUGCCUUGACACCAAUCCGACUUAUACUCGAUUAUCCUCAUCUAUUUUUAUCACUGUCUUUGCGCUCUCAGCUGAGAUUCUUUAUAUAUAUAUUUUUUUAAUUCAUUCGCUUAUUAUAUUGGCAAUAUUCUUUUUUUACAUUGCCAUACCAUCGAAGUAAAUUUUGUUAAAACAUAUAUCUACAUAUAUAUACCAUGGCUACAACACGGUCUAACACUAUGCGCAUACGAGCCUUGAAUCGUGAAAACCCUGCCAUCUCGAAAUCAAAUAUAGAUGCAUACCCAGUGUCUAGAUCUGCCCUCAACGAAAUUGGUAACAAGGUUUCAUGUAUAACCCUUGAGAAUAUUAAACGAAAAGAAAUAACUAAGAAAGGAUCCCUUCGACAGAGAACAGCCGUACCGAAAACGACAGUAGUAAAACAGGAACUAAUUCAGCCUCCUCCAAAUACUGAAAAUGAAUCGAAAUCACAAUCAAGUCCAAUGGAAGUGUGUGAAUCUGAGCCUCGAAUUGUUAUGGCUAAUGUUAUUGACAUUGAUGCUGACGAUCAUGAAAAUCCACAACUCGUUUCAGAAUAUGUUAAUGACAUUUACACUUACUUGCGUGAACUUGAGAAAACCUAUUCAGUGAGAAAAAAUUACCUUCAAGGUCAGGAAAUAACUGGUAAAAUGAGGGCCAUUCUUAUAGAUUGGCUCUGUCAGGUUCAUCACCGCUUUAGACUUUUACAAGAAACACUUUACUUAACAGUAUCUGUAUUGGAUCGAUUUUUGCAGAUUAAUCCAGUUACUCGCAGCAAGCUACAGCUGGUUGGUGUUACAUCAAUGCUGAUAGCUUCAAAGUAUGAAGAAAUGUACGCUCCAGAAGUGUCUGAUUUUGUCUACAUCACAGACAAUGCAUAUACGCGAGCAGAUAUUCGACAAAUGGAGAUGCAUAUCUUGAAGACAUUAGACUUUAAACUUGGCAAGCCAUUGUGCUUGCAUUUUCUGAGAAGAAAUUCCAAAGCAGGACAGGUUGAUGCAAACACUCAUACAUUGGCCAAAUAUUUGAUGGAGUUGACAAUUGUAGAAUACGAUAUGGUGAACAUUCACCCUUCACACUUAGCUGCUGCUGCGUUAUGUCUUUCAUUACAUCUCAUCUCUAACACAGAAUGGAACGAUACCCUAGCUUACUACAGCACGUACACUAAAUCUGACCUUGCUGAUAUAAUACGCAAACUUGCAAAACUAGUCUUGAAAGCAGAAACCAGUAAACUAACUGCUAUCCGGACAAAAUUCCAAGGCUCCAAAUUCUUUAAGAUCAGUACCAUUCCAGAAUUAAAAGGUGAUGCCAUCAGAAAAGUUGCUGAAAAUUGACGUCACUGUUUUUGACUCUUAAACAUGACAUUUUUGACUGAAUUUAUAGUCAAUACCGAUUUACAUUUUUAUACAUUAUGAAAGAAAAAAAUCUAUUUCCAUUUGAGGAGUCUUUAUAAUGUAAUCCUCAUAAGUGCAAAUAGGUUAGCAGGUGUCCCUAGCCCUGCGUUGUGAAUGUGAUGAUAUUGAGGUACCUGUGCAGGUGUGUAGUUUUUGCCUAUGUUUAAGAAGUAUUUGAGGUUGUUUCUCUCCCUAUGUGAGAUAAGUGAUGUUUUGGUGGAAUUUUUGUUAAAAUGAAAAUUGACGCCACAACUAAAUGUUUUAAUUCUCUGGAAAAAUUGUAUGGCUGCAGGGAUUUUCAGGGAACUUUUGAAGAGUUUUCGUCUGUUGCUCCCUUUUACUUUUUUAAUAUAUAUAUAUAUAUAUAUGUAUAAUCUAGCUUUAAAUUGAUGGUGGACUUAAAUAGCUUAAGUUACUAGAAAGCAUUGAAUUUACUGCAGCUUAGAUGUGUAUAGCGAGUGAACGAAUGUGAACAGCUGUAACAGCAAUUGUAAGAUUGAGUGCACUACCUGCUGCUAAUUUAAUUUCAGUGUAAAUAUAAUAAACUGUAUAUAUGUCACAAUGCUUAAAUGAUUUUAUCUACUGUGCUAAGUACACAAAUGUAAUUUUGUAAUGAACUAAACACAUUGUUGAUUAAACCAACAUGAACUAUAAACAUUUAA
Octopus bimaculoides (California two-spot octopus) is the source of this 2387-nucleotide messenger RNA. Its product is annotated as G2/mitotic-specific cyclin-B. NCBI's taxonomy places the organism in Eukaryota, Metazoa, Mollusca, Cephalopoda, Octopoda, Octopodidae. Gene Ontology annotation, molecular function: cyclin-dependent protein serine/threonine kinase regulator activity. Gene Ontology annotation, biological process: mitotic cell cycle phase transition. The record is from RefSeq and is a predicted model, not a curated record.